AUGGCCACCGUCAUCUCAGUGAGUGCUGCCUUCCUUCCCUCCCGCUGCCUCCCCAAGUCUUCGCCAACCUCAACGAGCCCCUCUGGGCUGGAGGUUCAUGGAAGGUGUGAAGGGGCUUUCACAGGUACCGCCAGGGCCCCUUUGCAUCCACACGAUGUCCCCAGCUCCCUCCGCAGCCCUUGGCCCCGGGAAGUCCCCGUUUUCACCUGCGCAGGAAGCACCGAGCGCCGGGGCUCCUGGGCGGGGCGCCACCUGCAGCGAAGCCAGCCAGACGGAGGCCUCGCACGACUCGCGGGGGUCCCCCUAAGGCUGGUGCAUAACGAGAAGUCCGAGGCGCGAACUCUCCGAGCCCCGGAACUCCAGGCAGGAGACCUGGCAACACGGAGUCCCGGAUUCCCGCUGCUGACACUCGGCAAGCCAGGGCUGCCUCUGCAGAAGGGCCGGGUCUCCUGCACCUUCUCCCCUGACCCAUCAGCAAGCACUGCUCCAGGUGAAAGUUGGCAGGAAGCUGUCCAGAGGAAUGACCUCCCCUCGCGACUGGAUUUCUCUUGCCCCUGCCUAGCGUCGACACUUAGAGACAGACUAACUCGGGGUCUGCAGAAGCCACGGCACCGGCCCUGGCCAGGAGCGCAGCGCAGAGCUGAGGACGCAGGGGACCCGGCGCGCCGCGGCAGGCCAGCUGGGACAGACUCCCGGGAAGGCUGGGGACCCGGCUGCAGAGCUCACCAGUCACACUGCAGGAAACCGGGCUGACGCAAGGCCUCUGCGCAGCGGCGACGGCUGGGUACAAAGGCGCUUUAUUCUCACCUAACAGUUUCCAGCCAGCGAGCCCCGGCCGCAACCCGGGAACUGCCCGGCUGGCAAGCUGGGCGUGUUGUCGUUUUUUUAAAUAAAGAAACUGAAUCUCAACGAA
Messenger RNA from Sciurus carolinensis (gray squirrel), 913 nucleotides. RefSeq lists its product as uncharacterized. The transcript is spliced from 4 exons. Bases 1 to 753 code for a protein of 250 amino acids. NCBI's taxonomy places the organism in Eukaryota, Metazoa, Chordata, Mammalia, Rodentia, Sciuridae. The record is from RefSeq and is a predicted model, not a curated record.